Messenger RNA from Cannabis sativa, 1532 nucleotides. RefSeq lists its product as uncharacterized. The record is from RefSeq and is a predicted model, not a curated record. Bases 108 to 1175 code for a protein of 355 amino acids. NCBI's taxonomy places the organism in Eukaryota, Viridiplantae, Streptophyta, Magnoliopsida, Rosales, Cannabaceae. The transcript has 12 exons.
GUGUGUGUUAACUCACGUGCAAGUGACACGCACCGUGAAAGCAUAUCUAUCUAUUGUAAUCCUGCUAUGAAUGAACUUGCUACAGUUGGUGUAAGAAGAAGAAGAAGAUGAGUGCUGCCAAAGUCGGCAUCGCUUCUCCGAUCAUAAGCUCUGCAACCUUCUCCUUCGCCAAACACGCCUAUUCUCCAAACAGAAUUUGGCUUCAAUUUUUGGGCUCACCGAAACAUAAAAGCCGUAUGAGGUUGGUGCAAUGCGCUCGCGCUUCUAUCUCAAGAACUGGGCAAGCUGCUUUUGAUCCUGAACUUCGGUUAGUGCUUGAACUUGCUACAGACUCUGAGUUAUAUGAGCUUGAGAAUAUCCUUUUUGGUCAAAGUUACUUUAGCCCUUUACUCAAAUCGAUAACGACGAGAACUGAUGUAGAUUACGCCAUGAUCGAAGAGGAUCUUCAAGAAAGAGAGCACUUCAUAGAAGCACUUGAGUCUCGAUUCUUAUUCCUUGCAGCUGAUGCUCGCUCAACCUUAAGGGGUUGGAGGCCAUCGUAUAGGAGUGUUUUACUUGCUGUAAGAAAGGAGUUGAAAAUUCAGUGCUCAAACAAGUUGUCGACCGAAGACCUCGAAGCAGAGAUCUUUCUUCAUUUGUUGCAUGAUUGCACAAGUGAAGAACUUGAAGCUUUUCCAGGGUUAUUAGAAUUCUCUGGAGCAUCCAAUGCAGAAGGUGGUUUAGAAUUUGGACUCAGUCGAUGGAAAGUACAGGCUCUUUCAGCUUUGAAAGAUGUCCGGUCGGUGGUUUUGAAGGGUGGUGGUAUAAUCACUUUGGCAAAGAUUUUUCAAGUGGUGUCAAAGAGAUUAUCGGGAAAGGUGUUUGCAGAAGCUGCUAAUUAUCAAAUUAAAAGGGAAGUUAUAAGAAAGGGUGGACAGCUAGCAGCGAUUAAUUUAGAGUCUCGAGCAGCUAUGCUUGCUGCAAAACAGGGUUUUGCAGGUGCUGCAUCAAGAUACGUAGGUCUCAGAAGCAUGAUGACUUUACUUGGCCCAAUGCUUUGGGGAACAUUUCUCGCCGAUGUUGUCAUUCAAAUGCUGGGAACGGAUUAUGCUAGAAUCAUACGAGCAAUUUAUGCGUUUGCCCAGAUUCGUAUUACGCGCACAUACAAUUUAUCAUCUGGAUCUGAGGAUGAAUGAACAUUUUUAGCAUUUGGAUUUUGGAAGACUUCAGGUUUGAUAUCUUAACAGUAGAUCUAGAGCUGCUGUUGCUUCCGUUCCUCCAGGCAGCAUUAACAAUGAAGAUACACGUGGAUGAAUUUUGUAUUCAGUGUCCGAAGCUUAGAUUUGUACUCUUUUGUAGAUAUUCUUUUUGAGGAUUUCUACUGUAAAUAUUUCUCACUUUGUUCCUUUUAACGUAUCUAUGUUUUGCUUUAGGUUCCGCUAUGUAUUUAAUUUGCUAAAUUGUACUUAAAAAGUUUAUUAUCAUCGCCAUGUAUAUGUUUAAGGAUUUAGACAAUUUCGAUAAGUGAUUGAUUUCAUUUUCGACCAGAGAAA